UCGUCCCAUUUACCAACGCUAGAUCCGAAAAAAGGCUGUAGGGCUGAAUUGGUUGAUGCAGUACCCGCGUAUUACAACUUUUUGCUCGCAUCCUCCCAUCAUAUCAUUUUUCAUACCGUCGACGGGACGCAUGACUGACCCCAAAUUACCGUCACCGAUUCCCCGUUACCUCCAUUAGGAACCCCUGCGACGACAGUGCUUAGGUUGCGGGAUACAACUAGAUAUCUGGGAAGAUGGAUGAUCUGAACGAAGAUCUCAUCACGGAGCUGAUCACGAGCUUCAAUGCGCUAAAUCCUAGCACCGUCGAGGAGUUAGACGAAGAGCCGAGUCCGCUAGAGUUCAUGCGGUAUGUGGCAAGGAACACACCUUUCGUCGUGCGUGGAGGCGCCGCCGACUGGCCGGCUACACAGCGCUGGAACGCUGCUUACCUGCGCGAGUCUCUGGCCGGUCAUCGUGUAAACGUUGCCGUGACACCAUUCGGGAACGCUGACGCUCCCACCAUCGUGGAUGGAGAACCCGACUUAAUUUUCGCCAAACCGCACGAGGAGGAGCAGGAUUUCGGGGAGUUUCUCGAUUAUCUGACGACGCAGGAGAAAGCCGAGCACUCUUUGCCCGAGAGUCGCGGGGAGGUAAGGUACGCGCAGACGCAGAACGAUAACUUGCGGAACGAGUAUUCUCUUCUCUACUCGCAGGUUCCGCCAUCCAUUCCGUUUGCUCGUAUCGCGCUUCAGGAAGACCCGGACGCCAUCAAUAUGUGGAUAGGAUGUUCCAAAUCCAUAACGGCGAUGCACCGCGAUAACUAUGAGAACAUAUAUGUACAGAUUACCGGGCGUAAGCAUUUUGUCCUGCUACCGGCGCUAUGUCAGCCGUGUGUCAAUGAACGGGAACUGCGUUCCGCCUCCUAUGUCCGAGGAGAAAACGGUCUUAACGAUCUUCACUUGCAAAUGGAGGACGAGGAGGAAAAUAUCCCUUUUGCUACAUGGGACCCGGAUAACCCGACUAUAAGGACUACUAAGUAUUCGCAUCUAGCACGACCUCUCAGAGUCACGCUUAAUCCAGGCGAUAUGUUCUACCUACCAGCUAUGUGGUACCACAAAGUCUCGCAGUCCUGCUCGGAAGAAGGAAUGUGUAUCGCCGUCAACUAUUGGUAUGACAUGGAAUUCAGCGGACCGCUCUAUCCCUUGAACACCUUCGUUCGCAGUCUUGGUAGCGAAAUAAUCAAAUAAAUAAAUCACAAUAUACCAUCUAAUAGACCCAUACUCCUAUUAAUAUGUACGGGUCUUCGGUCCAACCAUUCAUAUUUCCAUAACUGUACCAUA
Molecule: messenger RNA, 1319 nt
Organism: Annulohypoxylon truncatum
Lineage: Eukaryota; Fungi; Ascomycota; Sordariomycetes; Xylariales; Hypoxylaceae
Product: putative pla2g4b
Exons: 4
Coding region: 234-1226 (330 amino acids)
Molecular function (GO): 2-oxoglutarate-dependent dioxygenase activity
Source: RefSeq, a predicted model, not a curated record